Exophiala spinifera is the source of this 1779-nucleotide messenger RNA. RefSeq lists its product as uncharacterized. NCBI's taxonomy places the organism in Eukaryota, Fungi, Ascomycota, Eurotiomycetes, Chaetothyriales, Herpotrichiellaceae. Gene Ontology annotation, molecular function: N,N-dimethylaniline monooxygenase activity; NADP binding; flavin adenine dinucleotide binding. The record is from RefSeq and is a predicted model, not a curated record. The transcript has 2 exons. The coding region runs from base 1 to 1779 and encodes 592 amino acids.
AUGAUCGCACAUUACCGGACGCCCGCCGCCACCUUCGACGACGUACCUGGGGAGCUACCAGGAUCCACGCUCGCCGGAACUAAAGCUCAAAACGCCGAAGUCAGCGAUGCCCUCUCCCUACUGAAUGGUUUACAGUUUGAUGACCUUGCCGACAAUGUCAUCUGGAGGGAUCUGCUCGCAUUGACUGGGACGUACAGAACGAUCUAUUCCCCGUCCAAAGUUUUCACCACUUUUCAAAAGCUCUCGCAAUUGAGGUCGAGGUCUGCCUUUUCCCAAACUAACCGUCCACCGAGAAUUUCAACAGCUUUGGGAAAAUCCUGGACAGAGGUGGACUUCGACUUUGAGGUUCAACAUGGCACGCUUUCCGCGCUAUGCAGUGGUACAGUGUCUUUGAUCCUUGGCCUCGACAGUAAGUGGCGCAUAUGGAUGAUCCGCACGUGGCUAGAGAGCUAUCGUGGACAUGGUGACCCCGAUAUCUUGGAGCCCAAGGUCAAAGGCAGCCUUGGUAAUGGAAAACUGGACACUGAAUACGACGCUGUCAUCGUUGGUGGUGGCCAGGCUGGUCUCUCUCUGGCAGGGCGGAUGCAAGCCCUGAACUUGAACUACACUUUACUGGAACAGAACGCGGAGCUUGGAGAUAUCUGGAAUCAACGGUACGAAUCGCUGACAUGGCACACUCCCAAGGAGUACGGUGAACUUCCAUUUAGUCCUGCUUUUGAUCCAGAAGAUCCUGUGUUGGUUCCAACACAACGGAUCGCCUCGGCACAUAAAGCUUGGGCAGAAAAGUAUGGCAUCAAAGCUCAAACCAGCACGUGCGUAAACAAGGCAACUUGGGACGAAGAACGACAGCGUUGGAUAGUACAUGCAACUAGUCACGGAGAGAAGAUCACUUUGAUCUCCAAAAAUCUUGUCAUCUGCAUUGGAGGCGGCUCAUCUACCCCAUAUCUGCCCGCCUGGGCACAGCCUAAGCAGGUUCUUGCAUCUCAAUUUUCUGGUACCAUCAUCCACAGCAAGGACUAUCGAAACUGUCACGCGUGGGCCGGACAACGUGGUGUGGUUGUUGGCACUGCAAAUACGGGACACGAUAUGGCCGAAGACAUGGUAAAAGCAGGCAUGCAUACUACCAUGAUUCAGCGCAACCCUACGUUUGUUAUGCCCGUGGAAUGGCUUCACGCUGGCAUGAUCGCCGACUACAAUCAAAAUAAAGAUUCUGCCCGAGCGGACCGAGAAGCAUUUACGUAUCCGUACAAGAUUACGAGGGAGAUCAUCAAGGGCACAGUGCGUCAGCUGAUAGACAAAAAUCCGGAACGAUUUGAUGCCCUUGAAAGAGCAGGCUUCAAGGUGGAAAGAUACGGCGACAUCAUCAAUAACAUAUUUGUGCGAUUGGGUGGGCACUAUGUUGACACGGGUGCUUCUGCAAGAAUAGCGGCCGGACAAAUCAAAAUGAAUACUCAAUCAAUCAAGAGCUUGACCAAGGACGGUCUGUUGUUCGAAGAUGGGAGCGAGCUGAAAGCAGACUUAAUUGUCCUUGCAACAGGUUUUGAGCACAACUUUCGCAAGCAAACGGAGCAAAUCCUCGGACCCAUCGCUGAUCAGAUAGACGAUUACUGGGGCAUCGACCGGGAGGGAGAAAUCAGAGCGUUGGCAAAACCUGCAGGACAUCCUAAUUUAUACUACCUGGGUGGGGAUACCAGAAUGGCCCGAUUCUUCUCGAGAUUUGUGGCUCUCUUGGUGCAGGCCGAAGUCUUCGGCUCCGGAGCUGAGCCUUAUCGGAAUUAG